This is a messenger RNA of Amphibalanus amphitrite, 3579 nucleotides long. Its product is annotated as kinesin-like protein KIF28P. Gene Ontology annotation, molecular function: microtubule motor activity; ATP binding; microtubule binding. The transcript has 21 exons. Gene Ontology annotation, cellular component: kinesin complex; microtubule. The record is from RefSeq and is a predicted model, not a curated record. Lineage: Eukaryota; Metazoa; Arthropoda; Thecostraca; Balanomorpha; Balanidae. Gene Ontology annotation, biological process: cytoskeleton-dependent intracellular transport; microtubule-based movement. The coding region runs from base 190 to 3093 and encodes 967 amino acids.
AUGGCUCUAUGGAUACGCAUAAACAGCGGACGGAGCGCCGCCGCCGGCGGCCGGACGCGGCCUCAGUCAGCCGUCGGGCCCAGUGCAGCCGCCGGCCCGAGUGACCUGGCUCAGGUCAAGUCAGGUCAGGUCUCACGGCAGCCGGGCAGUGACCAAAGGUACACCUGAAGCUAGUCAGAAGACGCCAUCAUGACCGAAGAAAAUGUCAAGGUCGCCGUCAGGAUUCGACCAUUCAACAGUCGCGAGAAGGGCCGCAGCGCCCAGCUGAUUCUCGACACCAACGGGAACACGACGUUCAUCCGCGACCCGGCGCCCGGCGGCGAGACCAAGUCGUUCACCUUCGACCACUCCUACUGGAGCUUCGACGGCUGCAAGGAGAACAACGGCUACUUCGAGCCCGACAAGAGCCACAAAAAUGGCGGCAAGUUCGCUGACCAGAAUAUGGUCUUCAACGACCUGGGUCAGGGUAUUCUCAAGAACGCCUGGAGUGGCUACAACGCCACUCUGUUCGCCUACGGCCAGACGGGCUCGGGCAAGUCGUACUCCGUGAUCGGCUACGGUCCCAACAAAGGAAUCGUCCCAAAGUUUUGUGAGGAAAUCUUCAAAGGUAUCAAGGAGAAGGCCAAGCAACCCAUUGUGUUUGAGGUUAAGUUCAGCAUGCUGGAGAUCUACAGUGAAGUAGUACACGACCUACUGAACCCGGCGAAGAACAAAAAGUCCGGCCUGAAGGUCCGACAACACCCCAAGAAAGGAUUUUACGCCGAGGGUCUGAAGCAGGUGAUGGUGACCUCGUACGCCGACAUUGAGGCGCAGAUGGACGAAGGCACGAUGAACCGGACGGUGGCCUCGACCAACAUGAACGCCACCUCCUCGCGCGCGCACACCAUUGUCGGCAUCCACUUCACGCAGAAACAGAAGAACGCCGCCGGACAGGAGACGGCCAAAACGUCCAUCGUCAACCUGGUCGACCUGGCCGGCAGCGAGCGGGCGGACAGCACCGGCGCCACCGGUGACAGGCUGAAGGAGGGAGCCGCCAUCAACAAAUCGCUCUCCACACUCGGAAACGUCAUCUUCGCUCUCGCCAAACAGUCCAGCGGUGAGAAGGACGUGCGUGUGCCGUUCCGGGACUCCGUGCUGACCCGGCUGCUGCAGAACGCUCUGAUGGGCAACUCCAAGACGGUGAUGGUGGCUGCCCUGUCACCGGCCGACCUCAACUAUGAUGAGACCAUGUCCACGCUCCGCUUCGCCGACCGGGCCAAGCAGAUCAAGACCAAGGCGACGGUGAACGAAGACCCGACUGAGAAGCUGCUCCGCGAGCUGAAGGAGGAGAAUGAGCGGCUCAAGGCCAGCAUGAAGGGCGGCAAGAUCGACAUGGGCAACACGGCCGGCAUGUCGGCGGCCGACAAGGAGGCGCUGCGGAAGGAGCUGGAGGAGGAGAUGCGCGCCCAGAUGCUGGAGAACGACCGGGAGCUCGAGGACAUGAAGAAGUCCUACGAGGAGAAGCUGAAGGCAGCCCACAAGUCCUCGGCCACGGCGGCGGGAGGCGCCGCCGCGGCGACCAACCGCGAGAAGGAGACCAAGCCGCACAUCUACAACCUCAACAUGGACCCCAUGCUCUCCGGCCGCAUCGUCAACAUCCUGAAGAAGAAGCAGACCGAGGUCGGCAAUAGGAAGGGCGGCGAGAGCGACAUCACCAUGGUCGGACCCGGUAUGCAGGAGAAGCACGCCAUCAUCGCUCUGGAUGAGAAGGCCAACAAGGUCAACAUCAAGCCGUGUAACACCGACUGUCGCGUGCUGGUGAACGGGACGCCGAUCCAGGGCGAGACCACGCUCUGCCACAACGACAGACUGGUGUUCGGAGGAACUCAGAUCUGGGUAUUUGCUAACCCAGUGGAGGCGAAACAGAGCAAAAAGAAGUACCCGACUAUCACCUAUGAGUACGCUCAGGAGGAAAUCGCAUCCAAAAACGGCCUCAAGAUGGACAACACAGCAAACAACGCCCAGGUGCAGCUGCAGGAGGACCUGCUGGAGCUGAUGCCGGGAGUCGAGACGGCCAACAGCAUCUCCGAGGAGCUCGACAAGAGGUGCAAGUUCGAGAUCCUGCUCGUCUCGCCGCAGAUGAUGGGCAAAACGUCCGGGAACACCGAGGUCUGUGUCAAGAUGAAGAACCUGGCCAACAACGCUGAGUACGUGUGGUCCAAGGAGAAGUUCCGCAACAACCUGUACCUGAUGCAGGAGAUGUACGCUAACUUCGAGGACGAGGACGACUGGGACCUGCCCGAGUCCCAGGACCCGUUCCGGGAGCCCCCGGACACGGAGGUGAUGAUCGGUGUGUGCCAGGUGGUGCUGCAGCCACUCGCCUUCCAGGUGGAACUCAAGGAUCAGGUGGAGAUCAGCAACUACAAGGGCGCCGAAGUCGGCGUACUCAAUUUGGAGGUCGUGCCCUGUGACGCCUCCGGCAAGGAGUACAAGGAGGAGGACGAUCGGUUCGUCGACAGCCCCGACAUGCUUAUCGGAAAGGACGUCAACUUCGUGGUCAAAAUCAACAGCGCCAGGGGCCUGCCCAAAAGCUACAUGGACGUCUACUGCAAGUACAAGGUGUACCUGGAAGACGAUCACAAGACCAAGAUGGUGAGCGACACCACCAACCCCGACUUCAACGACAAGAAGAUCUUCAAGUUCCCCACGGCCACCAAGCAGUUUGUCGACUACCUGCACAACAGCACGAUGGCGAUCCAGCUGUGGGGCAAGUACCGUCUGAGGAACCUCUCCGGGUCGAUCAAGAACCUCACCACCAAGGACAUCAUGAAGACCGACAGAGGUGUCUUCUCCAGGACGGCGAACCUGAUGAACGGUUUCCAGAUGAACGGCCGGGUGGUGGACCCCCAGAAGCAGUCCAUCAUCGUCGAGCUGCUGCUAAUGAAGAAGACGCAGGCGCGCCUCCAGCAGCGCGUGGACGGCGUCCGUAAGCUGCUGCAGCAUGCCGACAAGAUGGCCCGCCACCGCGUGCCCGUGGAGCUGAUGAAGCGAGCGCUGGACGCCCAGACCUCCGCCCAGGUGGAUAAGUGCAUCCGGGAUCUCGAAGGUAAAUAGAUGACCGCGAUGACGAUGACAGUGGCCGUGGCAGCCGGUCCAGCAAUGGCUCCAGCAGCUCCAUCUGCACAGUCAUGUAGCAACGUUCCCGGCCUCUGCAAACCAUCCCGACCAUACCCUACGCGACCGGCGCCAUCAUACCAAACCCGACCGGUGCCGGCCUCUCUGAGGUGACCUUUCGGUCCAGCCGGCAGAUGCCAACAGGAUGUGGGCGUCUCUGAGAGAAGUGACCUCUCGCUCAAUGUCGCUUUUCAAGUUGAGCUCUCUUUUGAGCGAGGUUAUUCGAUCGCGGACUCACUGACCGCUGGUCUAAGUGGUGUGCAUAAGGACUGGGAUCAGCGCACAAAUUCCAGGCUAAGGAGCGCUGCUACAUGACGACAGAUGUGGUUUGUCUUAGAAGUGAAGGACAAGUGCCGAAGCAAGUUGCAUAUUUUGCACUUUAUUUGGCCGAUACGUGUCUUGAAAGAAACGUUACACACAUGCUAU